AUGGCCGACAACGAGAAGAGGCUCUCCUCUUCCGAGACUCAUGAGAUCCCUCUUGAGCCGCUCCCCCCGACUCAGCUUCCCAUCGCUGGCGAUUCGGCUUCCGAGUAUGACGAGUCCUUCUCCUACGAUCAAGAUGACAUGCGCGAUUACCACACCACCGAGCAGGACCUUCACGUCACAGAAGACGACUUGCUCGAGGCUCGCGAGCUCGCUUCAAAGUACACACUCGAAGAUGUGCGCCACAUAAUGGCUCGCGUCUACCGCAUUCACGAAAAGGAUCCCAACUUUCCGCACACCGUCAUCCAAAAGAUCAAGGCAUUUCUCGAAAACGAUGAAUUAUUCACAAACCCCGAGAAGCACGAGAAUUUGGUCCAGGAGAUGAAGCUCGAGGCCGCCCUCAUCACCAACAACAGCCCCUACGCCGAAGUUCGUGCCGUCGUCGAGAACAAGGAUGACACGUCCAUCCCGUCUUCAACAAUCCGAAGUUGGGCUAUCGGCCUCAUCUUCUCCAUGCUUCUGGCCUUCACCAACCAGCUCUUCGAUAUCCGUCAGCCUGCCAUUCGAAUCAUGGCCAACGUUGCUCAGCUGCUCUCAUACCCGAUUGGCAAAGGCUGCGAAAGGUGGCUUCCCGACUAUGGCAUUACUCUCUUUGGAGUGCGCCAUUCUCUCAACCCAGGCCCUUUUUCCAAGAAGGAGCACAUGCUUAUUACCAUCAUGGCCAACGUUGCGUACAACACCCCGUACACCAACCUGAUCAUCUGGGUUCAGUACCUCCCACAGUACUUCAACCAGCCAUAUGCUUCCCACUUUGCCUACCAGAUUCUGAUUGCGCUGAGCACCAACUUUAUUGGUUACGGAAUGGCUGGUGUCUGUCGUCGAUUCCUCGUUUACCCUUCGUACUGCGUCUGGCCCGCUUCCCUGGUCACCAUUGCGCUCAACUCGGCUUUCCACACUGAUAACAACUCCCCGGUACAGGGACCUUUUGCCAAGAUCUGGCGCGUUUCUCGUAUCAAGUUUUUCUACGUCAUGUUUGGUGCCAUGUUCGUGUGGUUCUGGUUCCCCAACUACAUCUGGACCUCGCUCUCCAACUUUAGCUGGAUGUCCUGGAUUGACCCCUACAACCGCGAUCUCAACACCAUUACUGGUUUCAACAACGGUCUUGGCAUCAACCCAUUCCCUACCUGGGAUUGGAACGUCCUUCUGUGGGACUCUGCCGAUCCUCUCAUGGUUCCAUUCUUCAGUACUUUCAACCGAUUCGUUGGUGCCUUCAUCUCCAUGUGGGUGGUUCUUGGUCUCUGGUACUCCAACAUCUACAACACUGGGUACCUUCCCAUCAACAGCAACCGUGUCUAUGAUCGCUGGGGCCAGCUGUACAAUGUCACCCGAGCUAUCAACGAUCGUGGUCUGUUUGACGCGGAAAAGUAUGAGGACUAUUCGCCCCCCUUCCUUGGUGCUGGAAACGUUGUGAUCUAUAUCUUUUUCUUUGGCAUCUACACCUCGACUCUUACUUACGCCCUUUUGUUCCAUCGUCGCGAGAUCGUCACUGGUUUCAAGGGUCUAUUCAACAGUAUGAGAAAGAAGUCGAAGCGCGCCGAGGAGGUUCACGAUCUCGACGUCCACACCCGGCUGAUGAAGGCGUACCGCGAAGUUCCCGAAUGGUGGUACCUGGUUUGCCUUCUCUGUGCUAUGGCAUUCGGUGUUUCUGGUAUCGCUGGCUGGGAUACGCACACUUCUCCUGGUGUUAUCUUCUACGGUCUUGCCCUUUGCUUGGUCUUUGUCAUUCCUGUCGGAAUCAUCAAGGCCAUGACCGGUAUCGAAGUCACUUUGACUGUUCUUGCCGAGUUCAUCGGAGGAUCCUUCGUUGAGGGUAACGCGUUGGCCAUGAACUACUUCAAGUCAUUUGGUUAUGUUACUUGUGCUCACGCUGUCAUGUUCUCCAACGAUCUCAAGCUUGCUCACUACGUCAAGAUCCCUCCGCGACACACCUUCUUUGCCCAGAUCAUUGCCACCUUUAUCAGCACCUUUGUUUGUGUUGGUGUCCUCAACUUCCAAAUGACACAGAUCGACGGUGUUUGUACUGAGGAUGCUCGAUGGAAGAUGACGUGUCCCAGUGUCAACACCUUCUUCACUGCCUCUGUCCUUUGGGGUACUGUUGGCCCUAGCAAGAUCUUUGGAAAGGACGGGCUCUACACUGAGGUCCUGAUCGGUUUCCCAUUGGGUGUGGUUGUUGUGCUUGUUGUUUGGGCAAUCAAUAAGAGGUUCCCUCACUGGACUUGGACCCGACAGAUUCACCCCGUGGCUAUCAUGUACGGAGGUAUUGUUUGGGCUCCUUACAACAUGUCAUACGUCUGGCCAUCAGUGCCUAUUGCCUACUUUUCCUGGAUUUAUCUCAAGUCGCGCUAUCUCGGCUUGUGGUCAAAAUACAACUUUGUGCUCUCAGCAGCUUGGUCUUGCGGCAUUGCCAUUGCAGGCAUCAUCAUCUUCUUCUCCCUCCAGCUCGAAGGUACCGAAUUCAAGUGGUGGGGCAACACUGUCGGUUAUAUAGGAUGUGAAGACGACGCUUGUCCCCUUCAACCUCUGGAUGGUAGCGACUACUUUGGUCCUCGAGUUGGAGAGUUUCACUAG
Molecule: messenger RNA, 2625 nt
Organism: Fusarium pseudograminearum CS3096
Lineage: Eukaryota; Fungi; Ascomycota; Sordariomycetes; Hypocreales; Nectriaceae
Exons: 3
Coding region: 1-2625 (874 amino acids)
Biological process (GO): transmembrane transport
Molecular function (GO): oligopeptide transmembrane transporter activity
Source: RefSeq, a predicted model, not a curated record